AUGAUGGAUGGUUCCAUUCCGCCGCCGUCCACCACGACCACCUCCACCACCUCCUCCAUCACUACCAUUCCAACCUCCUCUUCAUCAACCGUUUUCCGACCCCGCAAAUCAGAGGAUUGGAAUGAGUAUCGCACGGCUAUCGAGAGUCUCUACCGAGACAACCAACUCAAGCUCCGUGAUGUGAAGAGGAUCAUGGAGCGUGACUAUAACUUUGUUGCAUCAGAAAAACAAUACAAAGAUCGCCUGGCUGCAUGGCAUGUCCGCAAGAAUAUCAAGGCCAAAGAAGUCCAUGUCAUGAUCCGAAAGCAACAGAAACGAGCGGCCCGAGGCAAGCAAACAGGUUUUCGUGUUGCUGGGCAGGAAGUCGACUCCAAACGCAUCUCACGCUUUGUCCGUAGAUAUGGAUCGAACAUGGAGGCCAAUAAUUCCCGCGAGGACCCUCCGCACAGUCCUCAGGGCCAUCAGAUCAUCCAGCCCGUCCAGCCCGUCCAGCCGAUCCAGGCAACAAGUCCCGAACCAGAAACUCCCUCCGAUAUGAGCUAUUUUACCCCACCGCCAGAGGAACGAGCAAUGACAUUAUCACCUUCAACAGAAACACCGUCACAUUUCCAUGACGAUCCACCCGAACCAGUUCGUAAUCCAGGAAUUGGCAGCGCGCGAUCUUUAUCAGUCUCAUCCGGAACUAUGACCAACGACAUAACGAAACCAAUGACUGACGGGGUCCAGGGGCCAGAUGGCUGGAUGACCCUCGAGAUGUUUCAGGAAAAGCUUUUGAAGCUUUCGAGAACUCUCGAUCAAUCAAUGUCCCGAUUUGUUCCUGCCGAGGAUCGCAGCCACCAGCCCUCCAAUUCUGACCAGCAUUCUCGCUCAAUCGGGCAGUGA
Molecule: messenger RNA, 882 nt
Organism: Aspergillus costaricaensis CBS 115574
Lineage: Eukaryota; Fungi; Ascomycota; Eurotiomycetes; Eurotiales; Aspergillaceae
Product: Clr5 domain-containing protein
Exons: 4
Coding region: 1-882 (293 amino acids)
Source: RefSeq, a predicted model, not a curated record